Mollisia scopiformis is the source of this 1359-nucleotide messenger RNA. RefSeq lists its product as uncharacterized. The record is from RefSeq and is a predicted model, not a curated record. The transcript has a single exon. Bases 143 to 1180 code for a protein of 345 amino acids. Lineage: Eukaryota; Fungi; Ascomycota; Leotiomycetes; Helotiales; Mollisiaceae.
CACAAUUCCUCAACAAUUUGCUUCCUGCUGGCUGUGCAUUGCAGUGUGCAGUCUGCGAUUGCUAUAUUCUACCUCGUCCCCCCCAUAUCGAUCUCCACCAACCCUCCCACCUACCUCGACCCCUGGAUCCCCAACCACCAUCAUGGAACCGGUACCAGAGACAGAGAGGAUGGAAGAAUUCAGAGCUUCACCUGUCCCCACCCUUCGCCUGCUAGACACGCAAGACACGUCUAUGAAUGAGUGGGACAACAAGAAACCUCCUACGAUUCGAAGAUCGACAGAACCUACCCCUCAAUCCCCUCGAUCACCAGUCACCUCCUCUCCCGCCAUACCCUACCGACCACGAAACACAUCUCCAUACUCGCGAGGACACCUUCGAUCGAAGUCUUCUGCAAGUGCUCUUGCACCAGCAAUGUCCAGAGCUCAAUCCAUGCCUGGCUUCAAUACCUCUGGUCACCUUUCUGUAACUACACAAGUGCGCCCUGCAAGUCCUGUCCGCAGUCCUAUUCGUACACCAAGAAAGCCAGUCGAUGAGGUAUUCCCAGGUCUGCCAAUGAGAAGCUUGAGAGAUAUCAGUGAGACGGAAAGUCCUGCUGCAGACGACUAUACACCAAGAGCUACGGAACGAAGCAGUUCUCCCAUCUUGGGUUUACCCCCUUCGACGAGCAACUUCCCACGAACACGCCGUCCAUCUUCCCCUCUCCGCUAUCUCGUUGCACAGAAUUCAGCAGCUGGUAGUACCGCACCUUCCACUCCCUCCUCUGUUACUUCGUCUCCAUCCUACCAAUCUUCCAGAUUCAGUGAUACAUUCCUAGGAACGAGUGGCUACUCUGGCACGUACAGCUACCCGGGCUCCUUUGCAUCCUCCUCUGUACCUUCCACACCCACCUCCGCACGAUCACGAAGCCCCAGUAUUUCGAGCUUGGAGACCAUACCCGAUUCACCAGAUGCAGAGGAAGCUGCUUUGGAGGCGGAGAGGAUUGCACAAUUGAAGGCAGCUGCAGAUGCGGCAGACAGUGGUGAGGAGCACAAGACGAAGGGUAAUCUCGACGUUUCUGGUACUCGUGGAAGAAGCCUCGGAGCUGCGUUUGGACGAGACAAGAGAAAGCGUUGGUCUGUAUGUGGUGCAGAGCGUAGGGGUGAUCUUAACCUAGACACCAUUUGGGAAGAUGGAAGUUGAGAAAUCUUUGCAUCCGAGGAACACCAUGGACGGAGGAACAUAGUCUGCAUUCACAAUUUGUGAUGGCGUUCAGGUCAGCAUAAGGGAGGGAGGUUUUUUGUUUUUUUGAUUGCGCGCGACUUUGACAGCUUGUAGCACCAUCUGCAGGCACAGAACUCUAUUUUCGGGGAGGGUAACAG